AUGAGGAAAGAGAUGGACGAACUAAGGAGCGCCAUCAAAGAGAAAACGGACCGGAGUGUGGACAAAAUGGUAAGGGCUACGGAUUCACCCUUCACCGCAGCGGUGCUUGAGUGCCCCGUACUGUCAAAAUUCUGUUUACCUCAACUAGAGCCAUUCGACGGACUCAAGGACCCUCAGGAUCAUCUUAAUACCUUUAAGACGACUCUGCGUCUUCAACAACCGUCUGACGAGAUACUGUGUCGCUCCUUCCCAACCACUCUCAAAGGAGCUGCAAGAGAAUGGUUCACGAAGUUGCGGACCUCGUCCAUAGACAACUUCGAGCAAUUAAGCAGUGCCUUCUUACGCCAUUUCAUAGGGGGACAAUGUCCAAAAAGGCCGGUAGACUACUUACUUACCGUAAAGCAGGGAGAGAAGGAAACUCUGAGGUCAUAUGUCAAACAAUUCACCCGGGAGACUUUGGAGGUGGACGAAGCCGAUGACAAGGUGCAGCUGACGACCUUCAAAGCAGGGCUGAGGUCUAGAGAUCUUGUGGCCUCCCUCGCUAAGAAUCCACCAAAGACGAUGGCAGAAAUGCUCCUGAAGGCACAGAAAUACAUGAAUGCUAAAGACGCUUUAGCGGCCAUAAAGGAUACCGAGAAGCCAGGCGACAAGGCAAGGAGGGAAGACGAUCGUAGGGGGCAGAAGAGAGAUCGACCAGAUCGUCAGAACAACGACGGGAAUAAGAGGAAAGAUGAUAAAAAUCCUCGGACGGUAAGAUUUACUCCUCUGGUCAUGCCUGUUGACAAGAUUUUCACGCAGAUCAAGGACGAGCAUUAUCUCAAAUGGCCCAGACCAUUGCACUCAUCCCCUAAUGUCCGCGACAAGAACAAGUACUGCCAGUUCCACAAGGAUCACGGCCACAACACCGAAGAUUGCAGGGACUUGAAGGAGCAGAUAGAGGAGUUAAUACGGAAAGGGAAGUUAUAG
Messenger RNA from Quercus lobata, 966 nucleotides. RefSeq lists its product as uncharacterized. Bases 1 to 966 code for a protein of 321 amino acids. The transcript has a single exon. The record is from RefSeq and is a predicted model, not a curated record. NCBI's taxonomy places the organism in Eukaryota, Viridiplantae, Streptophyta, Magnoliopsida, Fagales, Fagaceae.